This is a messenger RNA of Neomonachus schauinslandi (Hawaiian monk seal), 1935 nucleotides long. RefSeq names its product syntaxin binding protein 3 (gene STXBP3). Gene Ontology annotation, cellular component: secretory granule; plasma membrane. The record is from RefSeq and is a predicted model, not a curated record. Gene Ontology annotation, biological process: vesicle-mediated transport; intracellular protein transport; neurotransmitter secretion. The transcript is spliced from 20 exons. NCBI's taxonomy places the organism in Eukaryota, Metazoa, Chordata, Mammalia, Carnivora, Phocidae. Gene Ontology annotation, molecular function: syntaxin binding. Bases 66 to 1883 code for a protein of 605 amino acids.
CUUUCUCCCUGCUAAAGUAGGUUGCGGGUGGGAGGCGGCCGCUGCUCUUCUGCAGUGUUGGGAAGAUGGCGCCGCCGGUGACGGAACGGGGGCUGAAGAGCGUCGUGUGGCAGAAGAUAAAAGCAACAGUGUUUGAUGACUGCAAGAAAGAAGGCGAAUGGAAGAUAAUGCUUUUAGAUGAAUUUACCACUAAGCUUUUGGCAUCAUGUUGCAAAAUGACAGAUCUUCUAGCCGAGGGUAUAACUGUUGUGGAGAAUAUUUAUAAGAAUCGAGAACCUGUCAGACAAAUGAAAGCUCUUUAUUUUAUCUCUCCAACAUCAAAGUCUGUAGACUGUUUUUUACGUGAUUUUGCAAGUAAAUCUGAGAACAAAUACAAAGCAGCAUAUAUAUACUUCACUGACUUUUGCCCUGAUAGUCUCUUUAACAAAAUUAAAGCUUCUUGCUCCAAGUCAAUAAGAAGAUGUAAAGAAAUAAAUAUUUCCUUCAUUCCACUUGAAUCUCAGGUUUAUACUCUUGAUGUACCAGAUGCAUUCUAUUACUGUUACAGUCCAGACCCUAGUAAUGCAAAUGGAAAAGAUGCCAUUAUGGAAGAAAUGGCUGAGCAGAUAGUUACAGUGUGCGCUACCCUGGAUGAAAAUCCUGGAGUAAGAUACAAAAGCAAACCUCUAGAUAAUGCCAGUAAGCUUGCCCAGCUUGUUGAAAAAAAACUUGAAAACUACUACAAGAUUGACGAAAAGAGCCUAAUAAAGGGUAAAACUCAUUCCCAGCUCAUAAUAAUUGAUCGUGGCUUUGAUCCUGUGUCCACUGUCCUGCAUGAACUGACCUUUCAGGCAAUGGCAUAUGAUCUACUGCCAAUUGAGAAUGAUACAUACAAGACGUGUGGUUGUAGGAUUAGGGAAGAAUAUAGAAACAGAUACAAAACAGAUGGGAAGGAAAAGGAGGCAAUCCUUGAAGAAGAUGAUGACCUCUGGGUCAGAAUUCGACAUCGGCAUAUUGCAGUUGUAUUAGAGGAAAUUCCCAAACUAAUGAAGGAAAUUUCAUCAACGAAGAAAGCAACAGAAGGAAAGACAUCGCUUAGUGCUCUUGCCCAAUUGAUGAAAAAGAUGCCUCAUUUCCGUAAACAGAUUACUAAGCAAGUUGUCCAUCUUAACUUAGCAGAAGAUUGCAUGAAUAAAUUCAAGCCUAAUAUAGAAAAACUCUGCAAAAGUGAACAGGACCUGGCACUUGGAACUGAUGCAGAAGGACAGAAGGUGAAAGAUUCUAUGCGAGUACUUCUUCCAGUUCUACUCAACAAAAAUCAUGAUAAUUAUGAUAAAAUAAGAGCGAUUCUACUUUACAUCUUCAGUAUUAAUGGAACUACAGAAGAAAAUUUGGACAGGUUGAUCCAGAAUGUAAAGAUAGAAAAUGACAGCGACAUGAUCCGUAACUGGAGUUACCUUGGUGUUCCCAUUGUCCCCCCAUCUCAACAAAGCAAACCAUUAAGAAAGGAUAGGUCUACAGAAGAAACUUUUCAACUCUCUCGAUGGACACCUUUUAUCAAAGAUAUUUUGGAGGAUGCCAUUGAUAAUAGAUUAGAUUCAAAAGAAUGGCCAUAUUGUUCCCAGUAUCCAGCAGUAUGGAAUGGCUCAGGAGCUGUAAGUGCUCGCCAGAAACCCAGAACUAAUUACUUAGAGGACCGAAAAAAUGGGUCAAAGCUGAUUGUUUUUGUAAUCGGAGGAAUUACAUACUCUGAAAUGCGUUGUGCUUAUGAAGUUUCUCAGGCACAUAAAUCCUGUGAAGUUAUUAUUGGUUCUACGCAUAUUUUAACACCCAGAAAGCUUUUGGAUGAUAUAAAGAUGCUAAAUAAACCCAAGGAUAAAGUCUCCUUUAUUAAGGAUGAAUAAUGAUUUUUUUUUUUUUUUUGGAGAUUCUUAUUAACAUGUUCAACUAAAAUAA